AUGAAUAAAGAUUACGUGUCUAGAAUGAAUUCGAAGGCCACCGGAGUUUAUUCGCCGGCGAGAAGUAGUGGUGCAGAGAUGUCAUCGGCACCGGCUGCAGGGUGGGAGGUUCGGCCGGGCGGGAUGUUGGUUCAGCAAAGAAGUUCGGACUCCAAUCCUAACUCCAAACCUGUCCCAAACAUCAAAGUCAAAGUGAAAUAUGGUUCAUUUUACCAUGAAGUCAUCAUCAGUUCUCAAGCCAGCUUUGGGGAGCUGAAGAAAAUGCUGGUGGGAAUAACAGGGCUGCCCACAGGGGAUCAGAAGCUGAUUUUCAAGGAUAAAGAGAGAGGUUCAAAAGCUUUUCUUGACAUUUGUGGGGUAAAGGAUGGGUCGAAGAUGGUCUUGAUCGAGGAUGAUCUGAGUCGAGAGAGAAGGUGCAUCGAGUCGCGCAAGAACGCGAAAAUGGAGAAGGCGGCUAAAGAGAUUGCCGCUAUUAGGUUCGAAGUCGACAAACUUGCCAAGCAGGUGGGAUCAAUUGAAUUGGACAUAAAUGGAGGCAAGAAAGUUGUGGAGACAGUUUUAUUGAACCUGAUUGAAUUGUUGAUGACACAGCUGAUAAAGUUAGAUGGGAUUGCUGCUGAGGGAGAUGUCAAAUUGCAGAGAAGGACUCAGGAUGUGGAUAUCAAGGUGGCGUUCCAUUCCCCAUUUGUACAUAAUCUUGGUUUCAAAUUGAACGUUCAUCAUGGCAUAGAGGAGCAAAUAUCACUUUAA
Molecule: messenger RNA, 750 nt
Organism: Striga hermonthica
Lineage: Eukaryota; Viridiplantae; Streptophyta; Magnoliopsida; Lamiales; Orobanchaceae
Source: the annotation of a GenBank genome assembly